Mercenaria mercenaria is the source of this 949-nucleotide messenger RNA. RefSeq names its product cartilage matrix protein-like. The transcript has 5 exons. Bases 33 to 911 code for a protein of 292 amino acids. The record is from RefSeq and is a predicted model, not a curated record. Lineage: Eukaryota; Metazoa; Mollusca; Bivalvia; Venerida; Veneridae.
AAUGUAACACGGUCACGUGUGCAAAAGGGGAGAUGUGCUUGUUAAAGACAGUAAGUGGGUCAGGAAAUGCUAAAAAAUACAAAAUGAUGUGCGGUGCUCCAUUGUUCUGUUCAACUGACCGAAAGAGAAAUCAGCAAUAUUCGAGUGUCAUCGGUUUGCAGUCACGCGGUGCAUCAGUAGAUCUGCAUUGCUGUGAUUCUGACUUGUGUAAUAGUCCAGAGAAAACUAUUACAACAACGAGACCAAUUACAACGACGACGACAACAACAACAACUUCUACUCCCACAACGAGGCUGACUGUCAGUCAAACACCGGUGUACCACUAUGCAACACAACAACCAGCCUCGUGCCAGCGAGAUAUCAUCAUUAUGGUUGAAGACAGUCUGGAGAUGGCACUGUACUACGGUGUUGUAAAGUCCUCCCUAGCACAUGUUAUCUCACACCUAGAUAUUGGUCCUGGUGCAACAAGAGUUGGAUUAGGUACAUUCGGUCCCCACUCAGGCACGAAGAAAUGGGAUUUGGACAGUUACAUGGAUAAAGCCAGCGUCUUAUCAGCUGUAAAUCGACUGUCGCAUCAAAAUUGGGAUUCAAAUGCGAACAAUUUAGUUGCCGUGAAUUUCGUUCUACAAAACUUUUACCAAGGCAACAGACCGGGAGUACCCGAUGACGUCAUAUUCAUCACUGAAGGCCAUACGCCACAUUGGUUUAGCCAAAAUAAAUUAAACACGGCCAUCCAGUCACUCCAUCAGAAAAGCAACAACGUCAUUGCCAUAGCUCUUGGGGCAGCCAACCAAAACGAACUGCACCACAUUUCGACAGAUAACCAACAUUAUUUCUACGUUCAAGAUAUUCUUCAUUAUGACCACAACAACCUUGUGUCUAAUGUCCUAAAUUUAGUUCUUUGUAAAUGAACUGACAAGUGAUUUCAGAAAUAAAAGCAAAACCUGUU